Punica granatum (pomegranate) is the source of this 1228-nucleotide messenger RNA. The record is from RefSeq and is a predicted model, not a curated record. Lineage: Eukaryota; Viridiplantae; Streptophyta; Magnoliopsida; Myrtales; Lythraceae.
AAAACCACAGCACGACCGUCAAGACAGAGUCAAACAUAUGUCUCCGACUGGUCAGCAUAUUCCGACCAACCCCCCGCCGUGGGACGUCCUCGUCCUGGUGGCCCACCGCCUCGACCCCAAGACCCUCGCCGUCGCCUCCUGCGUCUGCAAGUCAUGGGCCGCCUCCAUGUCCUCCGAUUGCCUCUGGGAGCCAAUCUGCUCCAUGCACUACCCUUCCCUCUCCAGCCUCCACUGGGCCGACCCCUCCGUCCCCUUCCGCCGCCUCUUUUCCAUGGGCUUUACCGCCUCCAAGUGCCGCAACCGCUGCCCCCCGCCGCCCCACCUCUCCCUCGACUCCCUUGACUUCAUUAUCGACAUCCGGGCCCUGAGGCUUCCCAUCGCCACGGUGGCAAAACCCGGGGAGGAGCUGAAGCUCGAGCUCGGCCCGAACAACCUAUUCCAGUUCGAUAUCGAGAACACAAGCCCGGACCACCUCUCGGUCUGGGAGGUGCCGUGCCUGGUGAGGGUCACGUGGAAUGUAGUGAUCAAGGGGUGGGGAGGGGUGUUCACGGUGAUGGACUGCAAUGCGAACGUGAGCCUCAUCCCUGGGGCGGAGUGGUGGUUCUCGGAGGAGCUGCCACCGCCUGCUGGGUGGUGCGUGAGCGGUGGGGUCAGCGGGGUCGUGGCAGACAUGAAGGUCGUGUUCUGCGGCCAGAGGGAGAGCGAGGGGAAGCUGAGGGUGGAGAAGGCGAGCGUGGGGAUGCUGAGCGCUCUGAGCUGGAGGUACUUGAGUGUCGACGACGGGCUCAGGUACUUGCAGAAUUUUCUUGGCUCGAUCGAGUAGGAAUCCUGAUCGAGUUGGGAUCGUAGCUAGAAGGUGUAGUUACCAUCCCGAUUAGAAGGCGUCAUAGAUUAGAAUGAAGGCACUUCAAAUAUGUAUGUGUCAUAUGAACGAAGUGAUCUCCAUAGCAGAAGCCUUUUGUACUACUACUAUGUACCUCGUAAGUAUAUUCCACAAGAACAUAGACGGAACAAUCCAAUCUCUCCGAAUGUUCGGAUGUUUCCUUGCAUCAUUUUAGGAUGAACCGAAGUCGCAGAAUGUCUUACAUUUAUCAAAUAAUUCCAUUUUGUUUCAUAUUCUACUGAAAGGAAUUCCUGGGGCAUAAAGGUUCCUGUAAGCUGCUCUUGGAAUUGGAGGAAGCUCCUGCAUCUAAGGGAUUUGGUUAACCCAGCAUUGACAUUCUGAACC